UUUGAUUUUCGUUAACAGAAUUUGAAGGAGACGCAUUGGUAUCACAAUCAGCCAUGUUUUCUUUGGCCGGAUUAGAAACAAGCGCAACGACAACAGCUUUUACACUUUUGGAAUUAGCGAGAAACAUCGAGAUACAGGAACGAGUUCGUGAGGAAAUAAAAGAGAAAAUAAAAGAAAAUGGUUUAACGUACGAAUCUGUGCAGGAAAUGAAAUAUUUGCACCAAACAAUUGCAGAAACACUGAGGCUGGUACCACCGGCUCCCAUACUGGAUAGAGUCGCUCUUGUUGACUAUAAGAUACCUGGAACUGAUAUUGUAAUCAAAAAGGGAACUGUGAUAUACACGCCUCUGUGUGGCCUACAUGAAGAUCCCAAAUAUUUUCCCAAUCCUCAGUCUUAUGAUCCUGACAGAUUUAGUGACGAGCGAAAGAAUGAUAUUGUACCGUGCACCUACAUGCCUUUUGGAGAUGGACCAAGAAUUUGCAUUGGACAGAGAUUGGGAUUGCUGCAAGUCGCUGUGGGUCUGAUUACGAUACUAAAGGAUUUUGAAAUCUCCCUGAAUCCUAUAUACAAGAACGAAGUAGACCCACGUGCUAUAUUUGUUAGGCCGACCAAUGGAAUUAACUUAUAUUUCAAUAGAAUAUCCACUGCGACGUUAUCUUCCUCUUCCAAUCAUUAAUAACUUUCAUGAGAUGUCGCAAAAGUGUCCCUUGAUCGAUCUCGUGCAGAUAUUUAGUUGGAGGUUUUACUUGGCCUAUUCUUGUUAUCCCCAAUUAUAUUGAGGGCCCAGUAGGGAAAUCUAGGCAUACGCCUACUAGACUGGUUAACUUUGAUCUAUGGGACCUUUCUCGAUUUCCUUGUUGGGCUCCAUAAAGGUUCCCAAAUUAAGUCCUUACUAAAUUAACCGAUUAACACAAUUAAUAAAACAUAUUACUUUACGUUUAUUCAAUCGUUUUUGUAUUGCACUUUGAAUUGGAUAUUCGGAACUUAUUCUUUAAGAUUAAUACGUAUUAAACAUCGCUGAAAACACCUAUGUGAGUUUUUUGUCACUGAUGGGGAUUCGUACCUCGGAACCCUGUGUGGAUUAUUAUUCCGCUGAGUCUUAGCCCACGCGGCUAUUCAAAUCUUAAAAAAUGUAUUGUUUGUAUAGUGUACUUUCUCACGUUUACAAUAUUUUGCAAGUGUUAAUUAUAGAUUGAAAUGAACAACAUAUUUGUCAAAUUUGCGCCGAUGGAAUGCCUAUUUCUUGAGUAAGGACUGUUCAAGAAAAAGAGAGUUCAUGAAAAUAUUAUGGCAGCGUACGCUGAUACCCAGAUAAAGGAGCGGACACGGACGAGGAAUCUAAGAAUUGAAAUAAUAGUUAUAAGUUAUAACAUUAUCAUUUAAUGCCUACAGUAAAAGUUGUUAGAUACAGAACGGAUAGCUAAUAGAUACUUUUACAUAUUCCACAUAAGAUUCAGUAAAGGUACAUACGAUAAAACUAUGUAGUAUUUAAUGUAGUGUUUCAUGGCAGAUUACGCUCAGGUUUACGAAGGAAACACUCAGUUUGCUGCAUAAUUCCAAAACUGAUCUGAGAUUAAUCUUUCCCUACAGUGAUUGUGCCUUGAAGCGAUGUUCUAUGAAUGAUCUGCGUCGCUCUUUUUUUCUUAAUGUACAAAUAAUAUCAUACUCAGAUUAAAUUUGGGCCUUAAUUUUUCA
Messenger RNA from Cephus cinctus (wheat stem sawfly), 1696 nucleotides. Its product is annotated as cytochrome P450 6k1-like. Bases 54 to 677 code for a protein of 207 amino acids. Gene Ontology annotation, molecular function: oxidoreductase activity, acting on paired donors, with incorporation or reduction of molecular oxygen; heme binding; monooxygenase activity. The record is from RefSeq and is a predicted model, not a curated record. Lineage: Eukaryota; Metazoa; Arthropoda; Insecta; Hymenoptera; Cephidae. The transcript is spliced from 4 exons.